UUUACCCGAAAGAGGCCCAGAGAACCCUAAUACUUGAACCAUUUCUCCUCUUCUUCUUCUUCUUCUUCUUCAGUCUCACUCUCUCUCACCGUCGGAAAGUCUCACUCGCCGAUCAAAUCUCCGAUCUUGGUUCGCCGAUUAGCUCCGAACGGCCGAAAGGGAUAAUAAUUAGAGUUAUGGCUAUGAGUCACGCGAGAUCGUUGAGGAGCGUUAUCAAUUCCAUGGAAUUGGAAGCAGUAGGGGUGUUAGUUUCAGGGCGACGAGCAUUUUCUGCUAAGGCAAAGAAGGGUGGCAAAGGUGGUGCUGGUGAUGCACCGAAGGCGUCAAUUUUAGACAAGGAAGUUAAGUCUACGACUGUGGUUGGAGCUAAUAUACUCAAGGAUGGGACGGAUCCUAAAAUCUUGCCAGAUUCCGAGUACCCUGAAUGGCUUUGGCAUCUGAUUGAUAAGCGUCCUGCGUUGAGUGAACUGAGAAGGAAGAACAUUGAAACUCUCCCCUAUGAAGAUCUCAAGCGAUUUGUUAAGCUGGAUAACCGGGCAAGGAUCAAGGAGAACAACUCGCUAAAGGCCAAGAACUAGUUGUAUUCUCACGUUUGUGACAAUCAGUAGUCUGGCAUUAUGGGUAACACUGCUCCUAAGUUCCUGUAUGAGUCUCAGGUUUGCUUGAGUGACUGUUGACUUCUCUUCAUACCUGGAAACAUAAUGGCUCAUGUAUUUUCAUUUUGGCAAGUCAAUUCUUCUGCUUUGAUUUCAAUUUUGAAUUCAACUGAAUGAAUCUUGUUGUGCUGGUUACCAAAACUUCAGAAGAGCUUGUCGAGUUAUGAUA
This is a messenger RNA of Rosa rugosa (rugosa rose), 825 nucleotides long. RefSeq names its product large ribosomal subunit protein mL54-like. The record is from RefSeq and is a predicted model, not a curated record. Bases 177 to 578 code for a protein of 133 amino acids. NCBI's taxonomy places the organism in Eukaryota, Viridiplantae, Streptophyta, Magnoliopsida, Rosales, Rosaceae. The transcript is spliced from 2 exons. Gene Ontology annotation, cellular component: mitochondrial large ribosomal subunit. Gene Ontology annotation, molecular function: structural constituent of ribosome.